This is a messenger RNA of Engraulis encrasicolus (European anchovy), 6042 nucleotides long. It is a transcript of the gene kcnc2, whose product is annotated as potassium voltage-gated channel, Shaw-related subfamily, member 2. Gene Ontology annotation, cellular component: dendrite membrane; postsynaptic membrane; voltage-gated potassium channel complex. Gene Ontology annotation, biological process: protein homooligomerization; potassium ion transmembrane transport. Gene Ontology annotation, molecular function: protein binding; delayed rectifier potassium channel activity. The record is from RefSeq and is a predicted model, not a curated record. The transcript is spliced from 5 exons. Lineage: Eukaryota; Metazoa; Chordata; Actinopteri; Clupeiformes; Engraulidae. The coding region runs from base 463 to 2223 and encodes 586 amino acids.
GUAGAGUCUCGGCGUUGGUUGCCCGUGACGCCGCUGCUGGAGUAACGCACAUUUGAAGACUGAUGGGAGGAAGACAAUGAAAAGACGCAUGUUCAUGGUUCGUGUAGGCUACAACAGCGCACGCUGUUGAAUCUAACAGAUACAUCUACAACUAGUGGGGAAGAAAUGCAACUGUCGAGAGAGGGGGAGAGGGCAAUGCCUGUUGGAAAGUAACAGUGAAGGAGAUUUACCAGACACUUUUCCAAGAGUCUCCAAGAAUGUGUUUUUGCCCAGUUGUAAUCUGCAUGUGAAAGAAGGAUUUUUUAUUCGUUCAAGGAGUGUCUGACUGCAACUAUUUUGCUUAUUUAUGUCUGGAGAGCUAUUUGGUGCUUGACAACAUAUUGGGUGGGUGCGCACCUUAGCUCGCCGUGGCUAUCGACUGGCUCGAUACUUUCCCCAGCAAGUCAUGUCUUACCCACAGAUAUGGGUAAGUUUGACGACAACGAGAGGAUAAUCCUCAACGUUGGGGGAACCAGGCACGAGACGUACCGAACCACGCUGAGAACCCUACCGGGCACACGGCUGGCUCUCCUCGCUUCCGACUCUGACAUCGAGUCCGUUUUGGAUCACCUGCAACAAGUCCCUGGCUUCAUAGAGUAUAACGCGCGCAACAACGAGUACUUUUUCGACCGCCACCCUGGAGUUUUCGCAUAUGUCCUCAACUACUACAGGACCGGGAAACUUCAUUGCCCGGCAGAUGUCUGCGGUCCGCUAUUCGAGGAAGAACUGUCUUUUUGGGGCAUCGAUGAGACGGACGUCGAGCCUUGCUGCUGGAUGACCUAUCGCCAGCACCGGGACGCGGAGGAGGCGCUCGAUGUGUUUGAAAUGAACGUCGACAAUGGAGAGGACGACGAAGAGAUUGGCAAAAGACUAGGGAUAGAAGACGUAUCACCCAACCAUAACGAGCUCGGCUUUUGGAAAAAGUGGCAGCCAGUGAUGUGGAAUCUAUUUGAGGACCCCUAUUCUUCCAGGGCUGCCAGGUUUGUGGCCUGGGCCUCCCUGUUCUUCAUCAUGGUCUCCAUCACCACCUUCUGCUUGGAGACGCACGAGGCCUUCAACACCAUCAUCAACAAGACAGAGGCGGCCCGCAACGACACCACCAACCCAGCGUCCGGGGGCGUAGCCGCAGCAGACCUGGGCCCUCAGUACGAGAUCGAGACAGACCCCGCGCUCACCUAUGUGGAGGGCGUGUGCGUCCUCUGGUUCACCUUUGAGUUCCUGGUGCGCGUCGUCUUCUGCCCCGACAAGAUGGAGUUUGUCAAGAGCGUCCUGAACCUGAUCGACUUCAUCGCCAUCCUGCCGUUCUAUCUCGAAGUCAGUCUGAGCGGCCUGUCCUCCAAGGCCGCCAAGGACGUGCUGGGGUUCCUGCGUGUGGUGCGGUUCGUGCGCAUCCUGCGUAUCUUCAAGCUGACGCGUCACUUUGUGGGCCUGCGCGUGCUUGGCCACACGUUGCGAGCCAGCCUCAACGAGUUCCUUCUCCUCAUCAUCUUCCUCUCGCUCGGAGUCCUCAUCUUCGCCACCAUGAUCUACUACGCCGAGCGCAUCGGCGCCAACCCGGCCGAUCCCACUGCCUCUGACCACACCAUGUUCAAGAACAUCCCCAUCGGCUUCUGGUGGGCCGUGGUCACCAUGACGACCCUGGGCUACGGCGACAUGUACCCGCAGACGUGGUCGGGGAUGCUUGUGGGGGCGCUGUGCGCGCUGGCUGGCGUGCUGACCAUUGCCAUGCCCGUGCCCGUCAUCGUCAACAACUUCGGGAUGUACUACUCGCUGGCCAUGGCCAAGCAGAAGCUGCCCAAGAGGAGGAAGAAGCACAUCCCCCAGCAUCCCUCACCCACCCUCUGCAAGGCCGAGCUGCACGCCACCUGCAACAGCACGCAGGGAGGCGGAGGAGGAGGAGGAGGAGGAGGAGGAGGGGACCUGUGCCUGAACAAGACACCCAGGAUGCUGGAACGCAACCGAUCAGUGCUGUCAGCGGACUGUAGCGGAGGAAGUGACAUCACGACCUCCCCAGAGGAGCACAUGCCCAUGCGGCGCUCCAGCAGUCGCGAGCAGGAGCGGCGUAGUGGAGGAGGGGGCACUACCUGCUUCCUCCUGGCAGCCAGCGACUACACAUGCCCUGCUGACGGGGGCAUCCGCAAGACAGGGAAACCCAUGGACUCGGACUCGUUGCCAUGGUGCUGAAACACAGGACUAUAGAUCCUCCAAUCGUGGGCCAGAACACUGAGGUGGAAAGACAUGCAGCCAGUGAAGAAGAGGAGUUUGUUUUGUCGCUGUUACCGUGCAUAUUUGUUUCCCCGGAGGACAAAGGAUGACUGGACAAUUUUUAUUCAUUUUUAGAAGUGUCUAUACAGAAGAUCGUGUCCGAUGGAUAUUGUUCACAAGGACCUUAUCUGCAAAAUAAAGGACAUUCUGUACACGGAAAUUUACUGACAAAUGCGCGAGAAAAAACGGAGACAGUAAAGACAUAACACAUCUGUAUACUAUUGUAUUUCUCUACUUAAGGCCAGAUACUUGAUCCUGUAUAAAUAUUAUCUCAAAUAUGUACAUACUACAACAGCAAACCCCAUUGUCCAGAGUUCCUCUUGUACACCGUACUGUUACAUGGUUAAGACAACGUCCAGUCCAGUACAUUGUGUGUUUUUUAAUAGCAGGUCAGGUUGUCAGCUCCAUCUUGUAAAGUGGUACAAGGCCACAUCUCGAUAUUCUCUUUAUUAGCCAUCGUUUCCCACCUCACACUACAGUAAGUGUACUAGGACAAAGUGUAAUAGGAUGUGUCGUACUGUAGAUGUGUGGCACACUUAUGGAGGUUAUGUGUAUUGGUGACCGUAGCCGUAGGCAUCCAUAGCACCAUGACGGAAUCACUGUCUGACUUUUUUCCCCCUCAAAGCAACACUAAUUAUUUUUUUCCACCUUAAAAUACUACUUCAGUGGUUUGUCAGCUUGAAACAGGGUGAAAGACACUUCCUAACUUUGAUGAGUGACCUGAAUUUUUUGAUUUACAAUCCAGUGCCAUGUAUUCCAAAUGACCUGGUUCUUACUGUCUAAUUCAAUCAGGUGAUGGUUGAAUGAUCACGAGGUUGAAUUGAACAGGUAAAACUAGGUCAUUAGGAAUAUGUUGCACUGGAUUCUACCUAAUGAAUCCAGAUUACCCAUCAAUGUUUCUGAUUUCGUCUAACUGUAUGUGUACACCAAAAGUGGCCAAGGCAACCAGAGCGACGGAUAUUAUUUCUCCUUGCAGGGUUAGCGAAUUGAGCGACCAAAGAGAAUUCACUGAACACAAAAUGAAUUGGGCGACCAGAGCAAAAUGUCAGCUAAUAUUAUGGUAAUGAGCUAUGACAUGGCUCGGUGAAAACUAUUUGGAAUGUUGUGGAUGUUGAUAAGUCGGAGCUGUCAUGUGAUUAGCAAAAUCAAGCAUGUCAAUAUCACGUUCAGAGCGAAUACAGCGGGUUCAUGGUGAAGCUUCUUCAAAGACCUCCGCUACUUGGAUGCUUUGGUUAUUUCUGGUGUAUACAUACAGUAACUGCCCUCUUAAUCGCUCUGAGCAAGUAAGGAGUUGCACAGCAUUUCUUUUAGCCCAUGUGAGAGACAGUUCCACUUCCAACCACUAAGCUGAACGAAGAGGAAAACUUCUCAGUGCUGCUUUAAGGGGGAGAAAACUCAAUCAAAAGUGUCUGUGUCAAUGAAAUACAGUGUUCUUCUCCCCUCCAUUCUGUCUCUGUGAAAGUGACCACUGAAUAAACUGACCAUGGACAUGGACAAUCUUUGAUGGGUUGAAUCACAUAGUAGUGUUGCUGCUAUUUUAUCGAAAAACAAAACAGAAAAAGAAAAAAAAAUUGGGAAAAUAAAGAAGUCAUUUGUAGCUCUGUGAUGGUAACCAAGUAACAGAGGCAUUGUUUUAUUCUUUAUUUUUUAACAUUACUAUUAUAUUAUUAUUUAUUGUUUUUACUGUAGCUUUCUCACCCCUCACUGUUGUGCUUGCACACGCACGCACGCACACACACACACACAGGCGUGCGUGCGCGCACACACACGCACACGCACACACACACGCACGCACACACACAGAGAACAUAAAUAGCUACAUAAUAGAAUGUACCUUGGGACAUUGAAUAUCCAUUAAACAAGCUGAUGCUAUUACCACUGAACCUUCCCAAAGUUCAAGCUUAUGUGGGAAAUGGGCGCUUUUUUUGCAUUUUGUUCUUUUGUUUGUUUUGUUUUUUUGUUUUGUUUUUUUGUCAAGCAAGACAAUUGACCUUUCGGGAGCCACACCUUAAAAUCUUCAACUGACCAAUCAACGAAAUGCUAACUAAGUCAGUCACAGUGAACUUAUCUUUCCAUAGAGAUGAAUGGGAUUUGAAAAUCCGACGGCAGAUAGCCUACAGUAUCCAACAAAUUUGAAGCUUGGGAGUGAGAUUCUCUCCAUUUCCGAAGCCCACGAUGAAACGUGCAGGGUGUGGAUUCCAACAAUGUUGAUGCUCUGGCUGCAAGGUAAAUUUCAGGAAGUAAAAUGAUAUUGUUAAUUCUGAGCUAGCCCUAACAGCUAGUGACAAUAAUAGCCAGCUUUCCACAAUGCAUCAUUUUACCAGCUGUCACUCAAAUUUAAAGCGAUGUAAAAGAUAGCCGGCACAUACCGUGUUAUUAUUCAGGAGUGUUCAUAUGAGGCCUGUCAUUAAAAGCAACUUACUCUGCGGUCACCCUGAAGAUGCUGACCCAACAUCAAAGAAUAUAGCAACAGGCCUCUACACAGGUUGGUUUAUAAAACAUUUCCACAUAACUGGUGCAUUUGUCCAUGCUCCCAAAGUACACAAGCACAGUUUUUAAUCAUACCAGACCUGCAAAAGUUCCAAUACCGUUUGUUUUAUUGAGAUGCCUUUCCUUGUGUUUACCUAUUUCUGACACGACAACGUAUGCAGUGUAUGUGGAUGUUCAAACCAAUACUUUCUGCCCACUACUCUCUAAUAUAUGGCCACUAUUCGAAGAGAUGUCAUUUCUGUCUACGAAGAACAGCUAAGUACCUAAAAUAAUUAAAAAUGAAAAGUUAAAAAUAUCCUGAUUUGCAUUCAUUUCAUUGGUGAGAACCAUGUUGAUGACUGACAUAUGUAGCAACAGUUGCUAUUGGGGGUGAGUGGAGGUGCUUAGUCGAAAGGUCAAUUAUCUUAAAGGAUUUGCAUCUUUUGCUGCAAAUUCAUUCAAGUACAGUAAACUUAGAGUAAUCAGCCAUUAUUCUGUUCAAUCUAUUUAAAAGGAAUUGACUUUUUGAAACAAAUCGCUUGUGACUUAUUUUCCCAAGUAAGUGUGCCUCUACCGUGUAGCUUUAUUGACUAGCCCUGGGAGUGUUAAAAAUGACUAGACUAUUACUGAGUCCAGCUUAAUGAGCCCUCAUAUGCUUAAGCUUAAGAGGAAACAUGAUGAAUUAAAAUAAAUGUGACAUAAUGUGAUGGUCAUCAGUGCUUCUAUUUCCUUAAGGAGUUUUGGUGUAUUUAUCUUUUGCUGUGUGUGUGCGUGUGUGCGCAUGUGUGUGUGAACAUUACACAGGAUCCAACAAAAACUAGAAGCCCAAUACUGACCUCCAGUAAUGCUUUAAUUGAUGACCGAUUUUUGAAAUUGUGCAUCUGGCAUCAAUCACCCUUCCUAAAAAGAGUUUGUAACACGUUCUUUGAAGGGGUCUACGUAAGAGAGUCGUGUAACCAUCAUAAGAAGGACAACCCCCUAACACAUUAUUGAUAUAGCCUACAUGACUGUCAUGAUGUGUCAUUCGGUUUUUGGAAUGUCAUUAAUGUUCCUUAAAGACGUGUUGUGAUACUGGUUACAUGACACCCUUAUGUAGCCUUAUUGACAAUAAAACUCCAGAACUAUGUGUACCGAGUCACACUGUGAUGUCAAUGGUAUUCAGUUGAUAUGUAUGUCAGCCACUCCCCCCAACCCCUCUCAGCCUCACAGAGAUUAAAACUACUGUGUCAUUGGAAUGGCUGACAUUGGGCUUUUGUGUGUGUGUGUGUG